GUAUGUGAUAGGCUACUGCUCCACCGCAAUUCACUUCCUUUACACUGUACUGUAAAGCUAUUCAAAACUUCAUCGUUUAAAGUCAAUGAAUAAAUCGACUUCGCAGAAAAUAAUCCUCAUUUCGUAAUAUCCGCAAUAAAAAGCAAAAGCAUUGAUGACAAAACAUGAAUUCUGCGUCUUUUCAUGCUGUUUGCUAAAAAUGAGAGGAACUGUGUGAGCCACGCCCACGUGUUACUAGUAUAAGAAGCGGUAGAUAAAAAAUAAUUUUCACAACAACUGGUUAACGAUGGCAGACAACAAUGGGGAGGCACUGGACCACCAAGAAGGACAUAGCACAGACUGUGCGACGAAAUAUGAAAACAAACAACCGAAAUCCACAGGCAUCCCUUUAUCCACGAAACUGUGCUAUGCCAUUGGAGGGAUGCCUUAUCAAAUGACUUCAAACGCCAAAGGAUUUUUCAUGCAGAUCUUUUUACUGGAUGUUGUGAAGAUGGGGGCCUCUUAUGCAGCCAUCAUUCUCUUUCUUGGUCGAGCUUGGGAUGCUAUUACUGAUCCUCUCAUUGGAUAUGCCGUGAGCAAGAGUGGCCGCACCAGAAUUGGCAAACUUAUUCCCUGGAUUGUGUUCUCAAUGCCGUUAGGGGUCCUGUCCUACACCAUGCUCUGGUAUACUCCACAGGACACCAUGUCCCCUGCAUUCAGUUUUUACUGGUACUUCGCAUGGUGUUGUCUGUUUGACACCUUCAUGAGUUGCUACCAUGUGCCAUAUUCCUCCCUAAACAUGUUCCUGGGGGGCAAUGACAGAGAUCGAGAUUCAGCCACUGGCUACAGGAUGGGAAUGGAAAUUUUUGCUACAUUGGCUGGAGCCGCCAUUCAGGGUCAGAUAGUGGGAGUUCAUCAUGCCAAAAGGUCACAGGUCUGCAGGACGCAGAAUAACACAAAUGUGUCCAUCAACAACAACACCACAGACUUGCAGGGUGAAAUAUCCAUAAACCUUUAUAAUACAAGACGAGCUUAUGUGACCGCUGCACUCAUUUUAGGAAUGCUGUAUUUUUUGUGUUGCCUUGUGCUUUUUCUUGGAGUGAAGGAGAAACUGGCCCCACUAAGUAAACUGGACAGCAUGAACAUGCCUUACCUAACUGGUAUGAAGAUGGUGGUGUGUCACAUUCCAUAUGUGAAGCUUGUAUUUGGCUUCCUGUUUGCUUCACUGGCUUUCCAGAUGGCUCAGGGGAAUUUCGCCCUCUUCUGUACUCAUGCAGCAGAUAUGGGAGCAUAUUUCCAACAUCUUGUUCUCAUAUUAUUGACAGCAGCCACAUUUUCUACACCAUUGUGGCAGACACUAUUGGUCAAACUAGGAAAGAAGACCACAAUAUUCAUCGGCCUAUCAACUUAUAUUCCAUCUCUAAUUGUAAUAUCCCUAGUGAGGAGUAAUUUACCCAUCUUCGUUAUUAUGUCUGUGUUGGCUGGCACCAGUCUGGCAGCACUCUAUCUGCUCCCAUGGUCAAUGUUGCCAGAUGUUGUUGAUGACUUUAAGGUUAAGAACCCAUCUUGCCAAGAUCUAGAACCGUUGUUCUAUUCCUGUUUUGUUUUCUUCAAUAAAUUUGGAGGGGGGAUGGCUGUCGGAGUCUCAACCUUGGUACUACAUUUUGCAGGAUACCAGCCUGGUGCCUGUAAACACAAUUCAGCAGUCAUAUAUUCACUGCGGAUGCUUUUCGCUCCUGUACCCAUCUGCCUGCUGCUGCUGAGCUUAGUGGUGUUUUACUUUUAUCCUAUCAAUGAAGAGCGACGGCAGGAAAUCCAGAUGGCAUUAAAGAAAGCAGGGGCAGAAAACGACGACAAAGGAGAAGAACUGAGUAUGAAGUAAUACAUUGUAUUUGUCAUGCCUUUUACUACUCUUGUAACAUGUUAAAUGAGGCUUCUGCAACUGUUAAUCGUGAAGAUGUUUGUUUCUUGUCAAUGUAAAGUCUUUAACUUAAACAAUGUUUCUUAAUGCCCUACACUAGAGUCUUACUAAUCUGACACUCAUAGUUUAGAUCAUAGAGCCAUCCAUAAGCUGAUGGCUUGCAGAAGGGAAACAUGUAAAACCCAGACCAGAAUUACAAGAAUCACUGGCUUGAGAUGAAAUUAAACAUGCAAUGUCUUCAAAUGCUGUGUCGAACGCUUCUGAUCUACAAACAUGUAGUACAAUUGUUUGGCCAGUCCAACAAAUAGAGCAAUGUUGGAAAGCAUCACAGAUCCACGAUGUUCAUCCUGUUUGGAGAAAUCAACUAAAUAAUAGCUUAUUAUUGUCUCUGUACAUUUGUCUGGUUAUGAAAGUUUGAAAGUAUUUAGUUUACCCAAAAUAUCUUAUUUUAUAUUUAACAGAAAAAAUUACUCGUACAGGUUUAGAACAACAUGAGAGUAAGUGAUGACACAAUUUUCAUUUUUGGGUGAACUGUCCCUUUAAAGGGAUACUUCCUCAAAAAUGAAUAUUCUCCCAUCAUUUACUCAUUUACAUAUUGUUACAAACCUCUA
Molecule: messenger RNA, 2511 nt
Organism: Misgurnus anguillicaudatus (oriental weatherfish)
Lineage: Eukaryota; Metazoa; Chordata; Actinopteri; Cypriniformes; Cobitidae
Source: RefSeq, a predicted model, not a curated record